Messenger RNA from Manihot esculenta (cassava), 1084 nucleotides. Its product is annotated as single-stranded DNA-binding protein WHY1, chloroplastic. Gene Ontology annotation, biological process: regulation of DNA-templated transcription; defense response. Gene Ontology annotation, molecular function: single-stranded DNA binding. Bases 28 to 888 code for a protein of 286 amino acids. Lineage: Eukaryota; Viridiplantae; Streptophyta; Magnoliopsida; Malpighiales; Euphorbiaceae. The record is from RefSeq and is a predicted model, not a curated record. The transcript has 7 exons.
UCCUGUGCUGAGACGGAUAGAGACAAGAUGGGAGCAAAAAUGGUGCAGCUGAACUCGCUUUCUCCGCAACUCGGUACCCAAAACCCUAAACUAUGCACUUGCCAAUCACUCCCCUUUCACCAAUCCUUUAGACCUACUGCAUUUAACCCCAAAAUCUAUACUCUUUCUCUAACCAAAACCUCCGCCGCCGCGGUGAGUAAGCUCACCGUGAAAUGCCGUCAGUCGGAGUUCUAUGAGCAGCAGCGGUUCAACUCCUCCCGGUCUCCUUCCACCGAUACUUCUUUUGCCCCGCGUUCGCCGUCGGCAUCCACCGGAGUUGGAGAAUUGCCACCUAGGGUUUUUGUUGGCCACUCCAUAUACAAAGGAAAGGCUGCUCUCACUGUGGAACCUCGAGCACCCGAGUUUGCGGCGUUAGAUUCGGGGGCUUUUAAACUAGCAAGGGAAGGAUUUGUGCUGUUACAAUUCGCGCCUGCAGCUGGUGUGCGCCAAUAUGACUGGAGCAGAAAGCAGGUGUUCUCGUUAUCUGUGACAGAAAUUGGGACUCUAAUCAGCCUUGGUGCUAGAGAUUCAUGUGAAUUUUUCCAUGAUCCUAAUAAGGGAAAAAGUGAAGAAGGCAAAAUCAGGAAGGUGUUGAAGGUAGAACCACUCCCUGAUGGCUCUGGCCACUUCUUUAACCUCAGUGUUCAAAACAAACUUCUGAAUUUGGAUGAAAGCAUUUACAUACCCAUUACAAGGGCAGAAUUCACCGUCCUCAUCUCAGCUUUUAAUUAUAUAUUGCCAUACCUGCUAGGUUGGCAUGCCUUCACAAAUUCUAUAAAACCUGAUGAUCCCAACCGUGUGAACAAUGCAAAUCCAAGGUACGGAGGGGACUAUGAAUGGAGCAGGUAGUCUCACAUUGCAAGGAUGCGUGUAACGAUAUCCCUGAACUCUGUUAUUGUAUCAAAUUUGUUGAUAGGGGCAAGUUCCUAGAAAUUUUGAUGAGUUCCAAAUUCCCCUUUUACUUAGUUGAAUGGUCAUCUGAUAGUAUGUCAUCCAGACGAUUGGUUGCCAUAUUUUGGUUUAUGAAUUAUUUAUUUUUAUGAGA